Molecule: messenger RNA, 4323 nt
Organism: Megalopta genalis
Lineage: Eukaryota; Metazoa; Arthropoda; Insecta; Hymenoptera; Halictidae
Source: RefSeq, a predicted model, not a curated record
CGGCACGUGAAGGAUGCCAGCAAGGACCCGGAGAUGGACUCGAGCCAGGACUACUUCCUGCUACUGGGUUACGAGAACAAGACGCACACCGUUCUACGUUUCUUCAGGCGGUACGAUACGUGCGACCCGCGGGACUUCAAGAUCACGAACGACACGAUGCAAGUGGUUUGGCAAUAUCACAAGGAGGAGCCGGCGUCCGCCGCCGGAGUUUUGCCGGCUAACGGCGCGGUCCGUGGCUCGAGGCCGCUUUAUCUGGUGCAAAGGGACUCGCAGCCGAAGCCGAGCCCGCGGAGCCAAGAAGCCGAGCAGCAGCUUCAAACGUGGGACAUAUUGAACAAGCAGGUCCGUCUGCCGAUGAACGAGGACACGCUGCAUGCGUGCCGCAUUGUCAAGAUGCCGAACAUUCAUCGCAAACACCACGUCGUGAAGUACGAGCCGGUGAUACAGCCGGGCAGCCAUCAUUUCCUGCAUCACAUGACGCUGUACGAGUGUCGCGGGGACCCAGCGGAACUCGAGUCCGCCGCGGAGACUUCCGGCAGCCUUUGCUAUCAGCCGUCCUCCCAGCCGUCCUUUCAGUGCACCACCAUCGCGGCCAUCUGGAGCCUUGGAUCCGAGGGGUUCAAUUAUCCGCUGGAGGCCGGCUACCCGUUGGACCCGCACGAGGGUCCGCGUUAUUACAUGCUGGAGACGCAUUACACGAAUCCUGAGCUGGAGGUGGACAUCAGCGACAGCUCCGGUCUGCGUUUGCAUUACACGGACCGGCUGCGCACUCACGACGCCGGCAUUCUCAGCGUCGGCAUCGACCCGAACUGGAGGCACACGAUACCGCCCGGCCAGCCCGAAGUGGUCUCCGAAGGUCAUUGCAUCUCGGACUGUACCGGGCAGACCAUUCCCAACAACGGCAUCAACAUAUUCGCCGUCGUCAUGCAUACUCAUCAACUCGGCAGGAAGGUCCGAUUGCGUCAGAUAAGGUCCGGAGAGGAACUGCCACCCAUUGCGUCUGACACCAAUUACGAUCCCACCUAUCAGGAGUAUCGGAAGCUGCAGAAGCCCGUCAGGGUCUAUCCGGGCGAUCAUCUGAUAACGGAGUGCACGUACUCGACCGAGUCGAGGAAGGCGAUCACGCUGGGCGGUUUGACAAUGCGACACGAGACCUGCCUGGUGUCCACGCUUUAUUAUCCGCGCAUCGAGUUAUCGCUCUGCUACUCGCUGCCUUCGUUACCGACGGUCCUACAGAGUCUGGGGAUCCAGAAGCUGCAGCAGCGUUCCAGCCCGGUGACGAUCGAGGAGCCGCAGGAGCUGAAGGGCAUGACCCUGGAGGAGCGUCUGACCAAUUACGACUGGGUGAACAAGGUGCAGAAUUUCGUGGAGGCGACGCGCGGCGGCACGAUCACGCCGCUGUGUUCGACCAGCAAGGGCACCCUGCCGGGUACGGCGAAUCUGGACGUGCACUACCCGCGGAUCCUGAGGCCGUACGAGGACACCAGCCUGCCAUGCUCGAAGAAGACGCUGCGGAACAAGCUGUCGAUGUCGUUGAGCGAGGACGCGGACGUCGGGGCCUCGGUCGACCCGAACAGCGAGGAGACGAACGCCGUCGAGAGGGGACAGCUGGUACGCAGCAAGGUGUCCCGCAGCAGCGACGGCCCCGCCGCCGGAAGUUCCUCCGCCACAUCGGUGUCGCUGCCGCUGGUGCUCGCAGCGGCUACGAUCCUCAUCGGCGCCGCGUUCAGGUGAACACUGACCCGUCCCAUCGACGCUGACCGACCGACGGGUCGGUCGAUUCUGUUUAUCUAGGACGGCCGUUUUAUUCCUCUCGUUGAUCGCGCCGGGUCGGGAGGAGCGACGCAUGUAAGUAACGCGCCGGCGUGCACUAUGGCGCGUCAGUCUUUAGGCUAAUAUCAUCACUAUUACCGUUCGCUGGCUGAUGGCCGGGGUUUGGGUGGUCGCCCCGCUCAGUCCCGCCCCUCGAACCCGAUGGGCCUGUCCAACCGCCGGCUCACUGGCUAUCCCUCCCCACCUCCCAGAUCCGGAUUACCCCCGCUGUGACCUCCGGCUUCGCCGGAAUCGGGUGACCUCGUGUCACCAGCUACGAACAAUUGUACCCCAACGGAAUGCAACAAUUUUCCAUCGUCGGGCACUAUGCAAAGUUUACUGCGAUGUAAGACGGCGCGUUUGGCCACGCGGUUUUGGCUGGGCUGACAGACCGGUCGAUGGCGAGGACAGGCCCUGCUCUAUUCCGCAACCCGGCUGCGCAGAGAUCCGUGCAAUUCCCAGCGCCGAGCCGAUCCCGGCGGGAACGUCGAGCCACCGGCCGAGCCGGACAUAUUUUUGAUGGCGCCGAACGACCGGAACGAAUGGGAUUCGUUGGCCGCGACCGCACGGCGCACUGCCAGACGGAUUUCCCCCGCGAGGAACGCCCGCCGGGAUCGGGAUCCACGCUGUCCACGCUCGACGAUCGACCCCCUCCCCCUCCUCGCGAUCUCUGCUCGUGCAUCAUUGUUAUCACGCAUCGCGUGCUCGUGACAGGACGCUCCUUGGAUAUCUUUCGGUUACGAGCGAUUUGCUUCUCGGGCCACUCGGAUAGGUGACGCUCGUUCGGCGAUAACCUGCGACCAUAAUCGCGGACCACCGCCGACAUAAUUUUUCCAGGGAUAUUUGAUCGAUCAUCGGUUAUUCGGGAAUCUAUUUUACCGACAAUUUUGGAGCAGUUAAUUUCGAAGCAAUUAAUUUCGAAGCAAUCGAUUCCAAAUCAGUUAAAUUCAAAGCAGUUGAUUUCGAAGGCAAUCGAUUCCAAAUAUUAUCGAUCUCGAAUCAUUCGAUUCCAGAAGCCAGAUUCCGAUAUUCCACGGAAAAAGUCGUUGUCGGUGUCCCCCGCGUCCGCCGUUCAUAAAACAGCGCCGCCUUUGAUAUUUUUCGUCGAUGCGAAUCGAAUAGGACACCCGUUAUAUCGCGUCCGAUACAAACUCGUCGCUGCGCCGUGACAUCCGUACGUACACCUGUUGGAAAUUUUAGUUAAGCUCCCCCCGCCGCGUUCUCGUCCCACGCCAACCUCUGUGCAGAGCCGAGGGCCCGAGAACGCAAGUUUCUAGUCCCCUUAGGCGAGCGACGGGGCGCGCGGUCCCGCCGCGUCCUCAACUACUCCGGCGGUUGACCUGUUUCAGCACGGACCGAUCACGAACGGAAAGAUAUCCACGGCAGGAAAUGAUCGACAGAACGACGAAGCAAAGCUGACGCGGUAUCCCGUCGAUCGCACGGGAUUUAGAAUGAUUUUCGCGACACUCGAAUGAAUUUAUAUUGUUGGCUGUUUAUUUUCUCUGGCCGAGGUGCCGAGCGGGGCUCCGAGACGCGAUUAGAACGCUCGGGAUCGCUGCCGCGGCAGCCAGACUACGAAUCGGACCGGUGGAGGAGGGUCACAUGACGCGGCGGUCGUGUGGGAGCACGGGUGACAUCCCUACUCCGCCGCUCGGCGCGAAUCGGCGACGACCGCCGCGCCGCGCGACCUACCCCCACUCCUCCGGCUGGAUACCCGGCCGACACGGCCGGCCGGUAGCCGCCGCUCGGCUCCCGCCGGAACUCUGUAUAUUCUGUUACUAUUAGCGCCACGAACGAAUGCGUUUUCGGCACGGAGACCACAUGUAAACGUUGGUCGAUCCGCGCGCUGCGCUCGACCAACGUUUGCGUGCGCGUGAACCGCCGCGGUCCUUUGUAAUAUUCUGUACAGUUUCUUACGCGUAAUGUUGACGUCCGACGGGCCCGCGCAUCCGACCGCGCCGGGCCCGCGAUUAUUUAUUUUUUAUUUAAUUGUAUAGAGUUACUUCUUGCCACGUUCACGCGACGCCACUCCACGCCGCUUGCUGGAGGCAGUCAGUAGUCUCGGCGCGUCACGUGACGUUGCCCAGAGUCCCAACGCGCCACGCGACUCUGUCGGGAGUCUCAGCGCGCCACGCGACUCUGUCGGGAGUCUCAGCGCGUCACGUGACACUGUCGGGAGUCUGCCACGCAUGCGCGCAGCCUCGAUACGCGCCCCUCGGCGAAGACAACCGAUCGGGCUCGGGUCCAAUUCGAGACGGUCCUGUAACGAGAAUCGGCCGACAAAUAUCGCGAUCGCGACCGUUUCAGGGCUUGGGAGAGUGUUGUUGGACACUGCGAGAUCGUUUAUUAGGUAACUCGCGAGUACGACCAGCACACGGACCACAGCUGAUCGUGAGAGCCGCUUUUCGAGACCGCCCCCGUGCUCCGGUCUCUCUUUAUUUCUGCGCACAUUUAUAUCUUUUGUUAACCGAGAAGUUUUGUAUAUAAAUAAAUAUAUCAUUCUUACAUUGA